AUGGGGUACGAAAUCAACAAGCUGAGCCAAAUGCAGGCUUCGGCAGUGCAGCUACACGCGAAGAGUCAGAUUCACAUGGCAGCUGUCAAAGCAUUCGAAUCUCCGGACUUGCCUUUGCAGGCACUCUUACCGCGCAGCAAAUGUGAUGCUGACUUGUUGAAGGGCGCCGUGCCCCAACCGGGCGAUUGGUUGGGGGCGUUUAGAGCAGCUCAAUCACCAGUGUCAUUUCUCAAAGCAGAGAAACAGUGUCAGACAGCUGCUUAUGCUUCCAUACGCUCAACUUACAGCAAGAGGCGUCAGCUGAAGCAGAUGACUUCCAUCAUGGUGGAGGUGACACGUCAGAGGAAGCGUCAGGCCAUUUUGAAUGCUGCUCACAUCAGCAUUGCCAUCGACGACCGUUCGCCUUAUCGGGUGGUGCGUUUUCGCACAUGUCGUCCCAGAAUCCAAAUCCAGGGCGAGGAGUCGGAGUCAGCGCCAGAGUCAGCUUCGCCACUGGUAGAGGAGGGCAUUUUGGCAGUGCUGAAUGGGUGCUUGCCCGUGGACAACAUGGAGCAGCUCGACGAUGACUAUUCAGAAAAGCUUGCAGAGUCAAUGAAGACGGCCAUUCAGCGCUUGGCAACUCCCCUAGGGUCAGAGGCCGACCAGAGUGUCAUUAAUGCAUUCUACGAGAAGGUGACAUCGGUGGCCACAGAUGGUGCCAAGUCUAUGCGGAAGGCCGCACUGAUCAUGGAGAGUCAGAUAUUCCCGAACAUGCGCUUGGCCCUGCCAGAUCGGGCACAUCAGAUACGCAGAGCCUCAAUACCGCUGACUUUGGAAAAUCGUUUCAGAACUUUCUGGGACAACGUAUUCUCCAAGCGUCACGCUCUGGUUCCUGACCUGCAGAACUCCGCACAAUGGCAGAUGAGGUUUCAGACUAUGGAGAACGAGCUCAAGGGUCAGAGUCAGGAUGAUGAGUUGCCUGGUGGGUUGAAGAAGGCCCUGCGAACCCUUUCGUUCGCAAAACAAAGGUUCGAUUCAAUGGCAACGCCAGCGUCAAAAUUUGUAGCUUUGGUACAACCUUUCGCACUCUUGUUGGCACACCAGAGCACAGACCAGCGUCUAGACCCGCAGGUCCGGUGGCGCUCGCAAGAGAUGCUGCAAGCAAUGGAUGCAGAACUUGUGCUCGUUGCAGGCUUGAGCGCCGACUUCUCUGGCGAAGUGUUAAGAUUUGUUCGGCAGCAUGAUGUCCGGUCCCACGACAUCAGCCGGACACUGCAGGAGAGGGACGAGUUUCUGCGCAGACUGGACAAGCUUUUCAUCCAGGGUCAUAUCUUGGACGAGAGUACAGAGUCAUUUGCCCACAUGGCCUGUCGGAAUGCAAUUUCGGCUGGCGCCAUACAGUAUGGGAACCGGAUGCAUGAUCUUUGGGGACCCAUGGGCAAGAAGAAGUGUCAGGACAUCAUGUCCUCUGUGCAGGCUGUCACCGACAGUUGCAGAAGCCGUAUCGUGACCGACAUGAGUGCCAACGACCCUGAAAUGGCCUUUGCAAUUUUCAACCUGCAGGGUUGGUGUCAGGGCAGAGCUACAGACCCGGAACACCGUGAAAGGCGCUUCAAGAUGCUGAAGCAGCUAUGCCGACUUCUCAAACUUCCAUAUGAGGCAACAAAACUAGAGUUCGAGGGUGUGCUUGCAGAGCUUCUCGAGGAUACUGACAGUGUCAAGCAGGCUGGUGCGAAUUCCGACAACAGGCCGCUCUGGGCCAGGGCGCUUGGAGAUGGCAAGCCGCUCAGUCAGUGUCACGACGAGCUUCAGUACCUGCCCGAGCUCCUGGCUUUCUACCUGAGUGUUUUGGAUGGUGAAUGUGGCGUGGAAAGAGACCUGGCAAGCCUGUGCAAGACGUUGGAACAACAUCAGGGUCCCACAGACGCAGAAGCCCUGACAGCGUCAGAAUUGCUGGAAUUGCGCCUGGAUGGACCAAAGACAGAGUCAGAUGUAUUUACUCAAGUGUCAGUGCCAGCGUCUUCCAGCGGUCCAGUUGCUGUGGGGGGCACUGGCACCCUCGAGUUCACCGAUUACAGCCGGGCUUGUGCUCGACUUUGGGUUGAUUUUUUUGGGCGCCGUUUCGCCUUGUACAAGAACCUUGCCCCUGCUGAUAGAAGCGAGACGAGAACAGAUGUCGGUGUCAAGCGAGGCCCAAGAAAGGGCACAUUUGCUGCCAUCCUCGAGAAGCAGAGACAGAGCAUCAAGCAACUGGUGAGCACAGGUGUUGGAGUCAGAGCCAGGAAGUCCUUUGUCCGGAAAGAGUGUCAGAGGAUGAAAAAGAACCCAGCAUGGAAUGCAAAGUUGGAGAAGUUCCACAAAACAACUCAGAACAGAGCUGAGCAGAGUCAGUUGAACAGGAUUCGACUUUUUCAAGGGCGGCCAGCCACCAAGCCCCAGGUGAGACAGGGCCGCGUGUUCGAGAAGACUCCGCAGCUGACCCCAAAAGUGACAGCGUCAACCCUUGUUCUGGACCUUGGUAAGAAAAGUCCUCAGACAAGCUGCUGGGGCACCAUGCACAGACCGGCAAAUCCAGAGAGUGUCAGUUACAAGGAGAUUCGCAAAGCACACAUUGUCAUUGUGGAUUCUGUUUCUCGUGUGGAGCAAGGCAUGGUGCAUCUCUACAUCAGUGUGGUGGCACUUGGCCUUGGUCUUGUCACUUCUGCCGAUUGGGAUCGGGUGGAAAGCCGAGAGUCAAGAAUCCGAUACUACGACCCUUCGUGCAGCAGCGUCAGUGCCAAGCUUUACAUUGCUGAUUCCUUCAAUGCUGAGUUUCCGAGCACAGCGAAGCUUCUGCGGCAUCACUGCCAAAACAGAGAAGACUCUUGGACCAGUGUCAGCCGAAGGGAUGAUGCUGACUACUGUGUGAAUAGUUUCGAGUCACUGCACAAUUUUCUGGUGCAUGUGAGAAGGCUGUCCAAGAGAAAUGCGCCUGGCACCAGACCUGGUCAAGGGUCAGGAUGGCACUUUGGAGUUGCUGUGCCACUCUUGAAGAAGCCGCCCCGGUCUGGCAGACAAAGUGCAGAUUGA
This is a messenger RNA of Symbiodinium necroappetens, 3048 nucleotides long. NCBI's taxonomy places the organism in Eukaryota, Dinophyceae, Suessiales, Symbiodiniaceae. The record is from the annotation of a GenBank genome assembly.